CUCCCUGAGUCAGUGGGUCCGUGCCUGCGACGCUUUGGAGCUCCCCGCUCAACAACGGGAACAGUUGGACGCUUUCAUCGACCAGCUGUACAAGGACAUCGAGAAAGAGACAGGGGACUUCCUGAACUGCGAAGGCUCCGGCCUCUACACGCUCCAGAGCUGCUGCAACCACAGCUGUCUUCCCAACGCCGAGGCCUCCUUCCCGGAUAACAAUUUUGUCCUGCAUUUGACGGCCGUGGAGGACAUCCACCGGGGAGAGGAGAUCUGCAUCAGCUACCUGGACUGUUGCCAGAGAGAACGGAGCCGACACAGCCGGUGCAAAAUCCUACAGUGAGUAGUGAGG
Notechis scutatus (mainland tiger snake) is the source of this 343-nucleotide messenger RNA. Lineage: Eukaryota; Metazoa; Chordata; Lepidosauria; Squamata; Elapidae. The record is from RefSeq and is a predicted model, not a curated record.